This is a messenger RNA of Alnus glutinosa, 357 nucleotides long. Its product is annotated as non-specific lipid-transfer protein A-like. Gene Ontology annotation, molecular function: lipid binding. Gene Ontology annotation, cellular component: membrane. Gene Ontology annotation, biological process: lipid transport. The record is from RefSeq and is a predicted model, not a curated record. NCBI's taxonomy places the organism in Eukaryota, Viridiplantae, Streptophyta, Magnoliopsida, Fagales, Betulaceae. The transcript has a single exon. The coding region runs from base 1 to 357 and encodes 118 amino acids.
AUGGAGAAGAAAAUGAAGGGUUGGUCUGUAUUGGCUUUUGGGUUGGCGAUUUUGGUGUUCAACGCAAGCCCUUCAGAUGCUACAAUUACAUGCAACGAGGCCAUUACAUAUUUGUUUCCCUGCCAGCCGUUUUUGGUGGGAUUUGGCCCGAGCACACCAAGCAGUACUUGCUGUAUGGGUGCUGAGGAUGUGUUCGAACAGGCUAACACCACCAAAACACGCAGAGUUCUCUGUGAAUGUUUCAAACAGGCUGCAACAGAGAUUGGUACUUUGCCUGAGAGGGCCCAACUGCUUCCCCAAUUUUGCAAAAUCCAUGUUUCUGUGCCCAUUGACGCCAAUGUGAAUUGCAGCAAGUAA